Messenger RNA from Bombyx mori (domestic silkworm), 399 nucleotides. RefSeq names its product chorion class A protein L12-like. The record is from RefSeq and is a predicted model, not a curated record. The transcript has 2 exons. Gene Ontology annotation, molecular function: structural constituent of egg chorion. The coding region runs from base 1 to 399 and encodes 132 amino acids. NCBI's taxonomy places the organism in Eukaryota, Metazoa, Arthropoda, Insecta, Lepidoptera, Bombycidae. Gene Ontology annotation, biological process: chorion-containing eggshell formation; multicellular organism development. Gene Ontology annotation, cellular component: egg chorion.
AUGUCUACCUUCGCUCUCCUUCUCCUCUGCGCUCAGGCCUGCCUGAUCCAAAACGUAUACGGCCAGUCCUUGGGUGGACUAGGCGGUUGCGGUUGUGGAGGUGGCUGGAAUGGUUGGAACGGACUCGGUGGUGGUUGGAACGGUCUAGGUAUUGGCUGGAACGGCAUCGACGGUGGAUACGGCGCCGGCUGCGGCUCAUACGGAGGUGAGGGUAUCGGUAACGUUGGAGUCGCCGGUGAGCUGCCCGUCGGUGGUGUCACCGCUGUCGGCGGCCGCGUGCCCAUCAUCGGUGGUGUCGAGUACGGAGGUCCCGCCUGCGCCGCUGGUGCCGUCUCCAUCUGCGGACACUGCGCUCCCACCUGCGGAUGUGGACACGCUGGUUUCGGUGGAUACUACUGA